AUGGGUCUCAUUAAUCCCGUCUACGCCAUUAUUGUGCCCUUCCUCUUCCUCUUCACCGUCCCGCUUGCCAUAUUCGCCGGCAUCACAACAACGCUCGCCUUUACAGUCCUCAUCUUCCGGGUAAUACUUGUUUACUUCGAUCUCGCUCUGUCUCUCCUACCGUCGUACAUCACCGGUCGUCCCCAGUACCUGUCGUAUGCAUCCAAGUCCCCAACGUCCGGCAGCCCGUCGCCGUCCUUGACACCCACCCGGCGCUCGGCCUCGCGUCGCACAAGAAGGCCGUCCUCCGCAUCCGCCGUCUCCGUCGGUACGAUAACACCUAUUUCAGAAUCCGGUGGGCUAGGCCUUUUCCCUUCCGUCGGAAUCGACCGCGACUAUGAGGGUGUCGGCGGCUGGCGGCUAGGAAACGGUAACGACGACGAGCUGUGGAUGACCAUCAACUCGCGGCUCGAGCUGCCCGACCGACAGUACCAGCGGCACCACCACCGGAGCCCCAGCGGCGGGCCUACUACUCCCGGCGGAGGUGAGGGCUACCUCAUGAUGAAGGGCGGCCGUAACCGCAGCCCGGAAAGCAACCGGGGCGGUUUCACUACUAUUGUGUCGCCAAACAGCUCCCGAGCGCGGACACCAACAAACUCCCAUAUCGCCUUUACGGCGCUUGAUGGCGUUGACGGAGACUACUUCCCAUCCAUGUCGUCGCCAAAGACGGCGAGGAAAGUCGCCGUGGCAUAA
This is a messenger RNA of Colletotrichum graminicola M1.001, 732 nucleotides long. RefSeq lists its product as uncharacterized. The coding region runs from base 1 to 732 and encodes 243 amino acids. The record is from RefSeq and is a predicted model, not a curated record. Lineage: Eukaryota; Fungi; Ascomycota; Sordariomycetes; Glomerellales; Glomerellaceae. The transcript has a single exon.